Molecule: messenger RNA, 6104 nt
Organism: Bombina bombina (fire-bellied toad)
Lineage: Eukaryota; Metazoa; Chordata; Amphibia; Anura; Bombinatoridae
Product: gastrula zinc finger protein XlCGF26.1-like
Exons: 2
Coding region: 708-2090 (460 amino acids)
Biological process (GO): regulation of transcription by RNA polymerase II
Molecular function (GO): DNA-binding transcription factor activity, RNA polymerase II-specific; RNA polymerase II cis-regulatory region sequence-specific DNA binding
Source: RefSeq, a predicted model, not a curated record
UUUUUUUUUAAUUAUUUUGAUGCUUUAAAUAAGAUAUUUUGUUGGGUCAUGUAUGUACUGUAUAAAAAGAAAAAGCUUAACAGGCUGUUAUGAAACUAUAUAUAUUUGCUUUUGAUUAAUGGGAUUUUUUUUUUCUCUUCUUCCAUUCUUCUCUUCUGGACUAGGUAUUACCUUUGCAAGGCAAUUAUAUGUAUUGUUAUUACACUAUUGAAAUAAUAAAUAAAUUAAUGUCAGAUUUAACUUACAUUUAAACAACUCUCAUUUAACAUUUGUUUGAGUGCUGCUCUUUGAUAUAAAUAAUGGGGAAAAAAUUAUUAUAAUAUAUUUGUAAGGUUGUGGUUUGUCCCACUCAUAAAUAGAUUGUCUACUCCUGGGCUUAUACUGUACUUGUAAAUUUCUGGAAAGAUAAAUAUUUAAGGUGCAACUGUAACACCCACAGAGCUAACUGUACUAAAUUCUUGUGCUGAAUCAAUAGCACAUAUGUAAUAACCUAAUCAGCUGAUCUGUAUCACAUGAAUUGUUAUGUGUGCCUUUAAUUAUACCAUACGUACAGUUAAUCAGAACCAUUAUUUAUUAUUAUCUGUCUAAACCAUUUAAUAUAUUUUUACAGACACGGCCAGAGCACUGAGAGUUAUCAGGUAUUGAUGUAACUGGAGUGGAUAAGGGAACCUUCUUCCUGAGCACCGACAUUGGAGCCUGUUAUCAGCAUGAACUCAUAUGUGUUAGACAAUCACUUGAAUAGUUCAUAUCCAUCCUUCAAUACAGAAAGCAUCAGAAUGAUUCCACAAACUCCAAAAGUCUCAGACACCAAUGACUAUUCACAAACAUUGGGGAUAUCACAGCAGAUUUUUAAAGGAGAUGGAGAAUUGGCAGGAACUGGGCAGCAAUCAUUAUGUACAGAGAGUAAUUUAGUCAUCAAACAAGAGGAUAACAUUUAUGACUUAUCUAGUGAAAUGAUUAUCCCAGAGGAUAAACCACACACAUUUAUGGAGUUUUCAAAACAUAUUAAAGAAGAGAAAAGUCUACAGUCUAGCCAAAUGAUUCAAACAAAUGAGAAACCAUUUGAAUGUACAGAAUGUGAGAAAAACUUCAGAUGUAAUUUGCAUCUCCUUGAACACCACACAGUUCACACAGCUGUGAAACCUCACACGUGUACAGAAUGUGGGAGAUGUUUCACAUCUAAAGGAAGCUUUAUGUAUCACAAAAAGACCCACACAGUGGAGAAACCUUUCACAUGUAGAAAAUGUGAGAGAUGUUUCACGUCUAAAAGAAGCCUUAUGUUUCACAAAGAGACCCACACAGGGGAGAAAACUUUCACAUGUAAUGAGUGUGGAAAAAGUUUUACACAAAAGAGUAAUCUGAAAACUCAUGAAAGGAGACACACAGGAGAAAGGCCUUUCACAUGUACAGAGUGUGGGAAAUGUUUUAUACUAAAAACAAAUCUGAAAACUCAUGAAAGGAUUCACACAGGAGAAAACUGUUUCAUAUGUACAGAGUGUGGAAAAAGUUAUACACAAAUGGAUCAUCUGAAACGUCAUAAAAGGAGUCACACAGGAGAAAAACCUUUCACAUGUACAGAGUGUGGAAAAGGAUUUGCACAUAUAAGUCCUCUGAAACGUCAUAAAAUGAUUCACACAGGAGAAAAACCUUUCACAUGUACAGAGUGUGGAAAAGGAUUUACAGAAAAGAGUGAUCUGAAAAUUCAUGAAAGGAUUCACACAGGAGAAAAGCCUUUCACAUGUGCAGAGUGUGGAAAAAGGUUUACACGAAUAGAUAAUCUGAAAGCUCAUGAAAGGAGUCACACAGGGGCAAAGCCUUUUACAUGUAAAGAGUGUGGAAAAUGUUUUACUGGAAAGAAUAGUCUGAAAACUCAUGAAAGGAUUCACACAGGAGAAAAGCCUUUCAAAUGUACAGAAUGUAUAAAAAGUUUUACACAAAUAAAUCAUCUGAAAAAUCAUGAAAGGAGUCACACAGGAGAAAAGCCUUUCACAUGUACAGAGUGUGGAAAAUGUUUUACACUAAAGAGUUCUCUGAAACAUCAUGAAAGGAUUCACACAGGAGAAAAACCUUUAACAUGUUUAGAAAGUUGAAAAAGGUAUCCCGUGCCAGUCAGGUAUCACAAAAACACCAAAUAUUUAUACAUAAAAUAAACUUUAUAUGCACUGUGUGGAAAACUUUUAAAAAUGUAUCCUAAAGAGGACAAACUCUCUAAAUAGAAUAGUCAAAAAAGAUCAUACUGUAAAUAAUACUUACUAAAUCCCAGUUACAAAAUAUCCAUAUUGGAAGUGCUCUCCUGCUGUCCUUUGUUGCUCUAUAUAUGUGCACCUCAGUUUCUCUCAUAUCAAUGUGAUAGAAUCCAAACACCACACAGGAAUAUACAGAUCUGUCCUCAUUCUGACCAGUUUACACAACCACUCAUCACCAAAGCUACCCCAGUGUUGUUUAUUAAUGUUAGUGUUAGGAGUUGUACGUUUGAUUUACAUAGGGGAGGAAAUAAUUACAUUUACAGAAUAAAGAGUCUUUAUAUGAAUAGAGUGUUAGAAAAUUAUAUAAACAAGAACAUCAGUCUCAAAUGAUGGGCGAUAAUUUUAAUGUGGAUAAACCUUUUCUUAUAGCAAUAGAUGCUUAGCAUUGUACAUGUUAUAUACUAGAGGAAUUACUGACAGGAAAAUGAUUUUAUUUAAAGAGACACAAUGGGCUAGAUUACAAGUGAAGUGCUAAUUUAUCACGCGCCCAUAAACGGGCAAAUUUUCUUCUUAAAUGGAAAGAGUCCACAGCAGCAUUCAUUACUUUUGGGAAAUAAGAACCUGGCCACCAGGAGGAGGCAAAGACACCCCAACCAAAGGCUUAAAUACUCCUCCCACUCCCUUUAUCCCUCAGUCAUUCUUUGCCUUUCCUCUCAGGAGGAUGGCAGAGACGUGUCAGAAUUUUAAUUUUAAUUUUUUAUCUCUUAUGGAGGGUAGUACUCUUUGGCAUGGGAUGGGAGUUUUAAGUAGUGCUAUUAGUCUCUCAGUGAGGACCUGGAUGAAAGUUAGAGUCCGCUUCGCUGCCUGCUUUCUUCUCUCAAGUCCAUGGCGGAGGCGAUGCUACUAUUUGUCACACUUGAAAUGCCGUGUUCCUGUUCCACGGCGUUGAUUCCGGUAAGAUCGUUUCAUUUUACUUUAUGCAAUGUACUGUAUUGUGAUGUUUCCCUUGAGGCUAAAAGCUCCUCACGGGUUUAACUGUUAACAAAGGGGGCUCAGUGAGUCUCUGUUAGAUCUUGGAAUCGAGGGCUAAUAUAUCCUGAGGGGGGUUAUUGGACAGGGGGGUUUAUAAUCAGGUUUCUUAUGUGAUUCAACCUGCUUUUGUGUGAGGAUUUUGGGCUCAUAAUUCGGAACUUUGAGGCUUUUGGAAGUGAUGCCGCCUUUCGGCUGGACACGCUUUUUGGACUAUACGGUUCACCUUGUGUCCAGGUGUGGUUACGCUCUGUUCCCAUUUACGCAUUCCCGACCGUGUGGCAACUGAAGAAAUUCUAGUUUGCGGGGGUCUGGUCAUAGGAGGUGGUGAGUGCCCCAGCCAUUGGUGGUGUCAGGUGCUGUUUUUGUUAUUACUGAAUAGUCUAUAUUGUUAUCCCUUCCUAAAGCUAUGGGGGAUUCUGAUGCUGAGCCUGUGAUCAUUUCAGAUUCAGUUACGGAGGAUUCGGAUUCUGACACAAUUGUAAUAUCUGACUCUGAUUCGAUGUCUGGUGACGAAUCCGAUUUAGCCUCUUUGACUUCUGUCAACCAUUCUUGUUCCAUUUGCCAUGUGAGAGCACCCGGUUCCAUGGGCUUGGGGAAUCAGGGGUCUGCUGAGCCAUCCGCCUCUGGGGGUCCUGUCUCCCAAGGAGCGAGUUCCCUACCUAAUGUUCCUCUUACAUAUGCAGGUAACCAAUGUUUAUAGUUCUCCCAUGCAGCGUGGUGUGUUCCCCCCGGAACUUGCAGCACGCUUUCGCCUUCAGAUAAUGUUGACGAUGGCUCAGCUACACAGUCCAGACGUUUCUUUAAGAAUGUGCUUGUGCCCUUUUGUCUUGGAUAUUCCUCCCCCCUGGGGUGGGUCACCGCAGUAUCCUGAUGGUUCUGUUCAGGAGUGUUGUGCAUUUCGGUACCUGAUUGCACUCCUUCGCGUGUUGCUCAGACAUCUGUUUGAGUCACUGAAUGACCCUAUAGUACAUAGAUAUGGUAAUUUUCAGUCCGAUGGUCCGAAUGUUACUAAAGUUAGAGGUAAUCUCCUAUUGUCUUUAUUUGAGUUUCUUUCCCAGUUGUGAUAUGGGGCUUCGUUUGGCUGGUCCGACGGGUAGGCCGUGUCCUUUUUUGGAUGUUAACCCUCGGGUUGCCUUAUAUUUUAUUUAUAUCCAAUGGAUGUAUUUUAUUUGUUUUUGUUUCCUUCGGGAACCAUCUGGGAUUGAUACUCUUGGUUACUUGUUGGACAUGUUAGUCCUAUGUUUAAAAUGUCUGUUUUCCUUUUCCCCUAUGUGGAAGAGUUUAUGCAACUUGCUGGUUAGGACCCUUAGUACGGGCUGGCCCUCUUUGGGUUCUUCCGGUCUUGCGGCUGCUCAGACACGUGGCGCUGUUUUGACUGUGGUUUGGUGGCAGCGCUGAUUGCUCAGCUUAUCAUGUUUUUCAUGUUCCACUGCAGCAUCCCAGACUAAUCCGAGGGUUCCUGAGGCGGGAAGGAUUUAACCGCCAGCUGUAGUAGCCUGAUAGUUACCUUAGCUGCCUUGCAAGCAGAAGGUUUGUAGUUUGAAACCAGCUGCAGCUAUUUGCACCCUUACCGGUUCUUUUCUUUUACAUCCUUGCUUGCAGGUUGAUGGGAAGAUGUUUUCCUGUCUCCUUGUCUGGAUCAUCCGGUUUUUCACUUCAUGUGCCGUGGCCUUAUUCGGUUUGGAUCCAUUUUGUCUCCGUUAGCUGGGUCUUCACUCACUUGAGGUGUUUUCUGUCGUAUUAAAGGAACCUUUUGGUUUCUGCGGUUCCUUGACUUGCCCCUGGGGGCUUAGGGUGGUUGGAGGAACUGUUCAUCAGGGUGACGGUAUCUCUUGGAGGACUGUUGACUCAGUCAAGUCCACUUGUGGUCUCUUGUUUAGCUCUGGAUUGACUGCGAGUCAAUGUAAACUGGGCUUUUCUUACAAUUUUUCUUUAAAUUUUUCUCGACUUGGGUUGUGGUUCAGUUCUGGUGCCCUCAGUUUGGGCCGCCUAUGUACACUCCCGUCUUGGCAUUCAGUGUCCUCUUUAGCUUGGGUAUAGAUUUCCCAAAAGUAAUGAAUGCUGCUGUGGACUCUUUAUAUUUAAUAAGAAAAACAUAAAUUAUGGUUACCUGAUAAUUUCAUUUACUUCUGAUGGAAAGAGUCCACAGCACCCCACCCAUAAUCUUCUGUUGGGCGUCCUUGUAUUCUUCUGGCACCUUUUCACCCUGAUGUUUCUUCUACUGUUCCUUGUUCCUCGGCAGAAUGACUGGGGGAUGAGGGGAGUGGGAGGAGUAUUUAAGUCUUUGGCUGGGGUGUCUUUGCCUCCUCCUGGUGGCCAGGUUCUUAUUUCCUAAAAGUAAUGAAAGCUGCUGUGGACUCUUUCCAUCAGAAGAAAAUGAAAUUAUCAGGUAAGCAUAAUUUAUGUUUUCCCAUUUGUGGGUGUGCAAUAAGUAAUCAGCCAUUACAUGUGGCUGAUUUUUUUUCUACCUUGAGCUUGUGAUAACAAUUAGCGCUUAUAAAAUAAACAAGAGAUCAGAUCUCUGGUUACUUUUAUAAAUGUCCACAAAAUGUCCCUAAAUUUAAGUGUUAGUUUUCAUUAAAGAAAAAACAAACAAAAAAAAUGCACUUUUUGGGAGAUAAAGUCGGCAACUGUGAGGUGUUAAAAAAAAUUGUGGUCUAUGGGAACUGUGUGUUCUCUGUAAAUAUAUGUACAGUAUAUGCUUAUAUACAUAUAUAUUUAAAUUUGCUGCCAUUGUUUGUUCUCAUGCUGUGUCUAACGGCAUGAGAAUGAGGCUCCCAUUGGAGCAUAUGGAAGUGCGCUCUCAUUUUGCGCUCCAUUUAUAAUCAAGCCCAAUAUCAGUAACUGGUAAAUUUGUGAUCAUAUGUAAAGCAACAAGUCCUCCAG